GCCCAUCAGGCUGGCGGCCGGAAGUGUUGCUACAGGCGCGUUUCCUGGAAGCGAGGCCAGUGCGGGCGGACGCAGCCGAGGGAUCCAGCGAUGGAGGCGACGCCGGGGCCCGGAGAAGCAGGCGGCUCUAGCUGCCGGCUGGAGUUCGCCGUGCAGAUGAACUGCCAGGAAUGCGUGGAUGCCGUGCAGGCCUCUCUGCAAGGAGCAACAGGGCUCCGGGUACUGGACAUUCGGCUAGACUCUCAGAGUGUGCUGGUGGAGACCAGCAUGAGUGCUGGGAAGGUGAAGGGCCUGCUGGAGAGCACAGGCCGCCGGGUUGUGCUGAAGGGCAUGGGGAGCACUGCGCCACAGAACCUCGGUGCAGCUGUGGCCAUGAUGUCAGGCCCCAGCCUGGUCCAAGGGGUGGUGAGAUUCCUGCAGGUCUCGCCAGAGAAGUGUCUCAUUGAAGGGACUAUUGAUGGCUUGGAGCCAGGGUUGCAUGGGCUGCACGUCCAUGAAUUUGGGGAUGUCACGAACUCCUAUGACAGUUGUGGAGAUCAUUUCAACCCAAAUGGGGAGCGUCACGGGGGCCCGCAGGAUGCGCACAGGCAUCUCGGAGACCUUGGCAACGUGCUGGCUGGCAGUGAUGGAAGAGCAGACUUCCGGAUGGAGGACAGCCAGCUAAAGGUCUGGGACAUCAUCGGCCGCUCUCUGGUGGUGGAUUCUGGUGAGGACGACCUUGGCCAUGGGGGUCACCCACUCUCUGAAGUCUGUGGGAACUCGGGUGAGAGGCUGGCCUGUGGGAUCAUUGCCCGAUCUGCUGGGCUGUUCGAGAACCCCAAGCAAAUCUGCACCUGCGAUGGCGUGACGCUGUGGGAGGAGCGGGAGAAGCCAGUGGCAGGGCCAGGCAGGAGGGUGCUUGGCCAGCCUGCCCCUCACCUGUAGGAUUACAGCCUUCCUUUCUCCACGUUGUGCCUACUGGUUGUUGCUCUAUGCCAGGGCUCAGUGUGGUUCUAGCAUCAAAUGGGUGGCGCUUUGGGCCUGCAGUAUGGGAGCUCUGACGUGACCUUUAGGUGGGGACUGGACUUCUCCACAGCAUCUCCCUCUCAUAGCACAGUCUUGUUCUUCUAUUGUCAACCUCUGAGCAGCUUUGUGUCCUGACCCUUCCCCAGCUGGGUGCUGCUAAACUCGCUGCAGAUGAUGUCUCAUUUUAUAGGGGAGCUGUAAAUAGGCUUUGAAGUUUUUUGCUGCUUUGGGAUUUGUAAAGGCAGUGAAAAAAGCAUCUUAAUUUUUUCCCCCUUGCUUAUUUGUUCCUUUUUAAACAGCAGGGAUAUCAAGGGUGGUUUGGUGCAGGAACUAGAAAUGGGGAGGCAGGGAGCUUGGGAGUUCUCAUGAUCACUUUUGCACUAAGUAAAUUGGUUGGGGGUUGAAUCUUGAAUAAUAAAAUAUUAAUAAUUAGUUUA
Caretta caretta (loggerhead turtle) is the source of this 1442-nucleotide messenger RNA. RefSeq names its product copper chaperone for superoxide dismutase (gene CCS). Gene Ontology annotation, molecular function: copper ion binding. Gene Ontology annotation, biological process: superoxide metabolic process. The record is from RefSeq and is a predicted model, not a curated record. Lineage: Eukaryota; Metazoa; Chordata; Testudines; Cheloniidae.